AUGAGUCACAACUUGGCUGGAAUGCCCUCCUACAGGUUGCAGGGUCCUGGUUUGGGCCCCCCAGAUUUCAAACCACCCAUGGACACACCCACACCUCCUGCUCCUGCACCAAGUAAUCCCAAGAAGAGAAGAAAAACUUCAAAUGCCAACAAUGCCUUAACUACACAACAGACUCCACCUACUGUACAAGAUUUACUACCUCCUCCUUUGACAGGGUAUGGAGAUACAAUUGUUGCUUCAAACCCUUUUGAUGAUUCACCUUCAACUGUAUCACACAAUGGUCCUAUGAUGAGUCAAAAUGGACCUAUGAUGAAUCAAAAUGGCCCGAUGGGAAUGAUGGGACCUAUGCACAGUAUGGGAGGACCACCUAUGAGACACAUGAGUCCCUUGCCCCACAAUAUAAGUCCAAUGAAUCAACAAAUGCCACCUAGAGGAGGAAUCAGCCCCAUGGGUAACAUGAGCCCCAUGGGUCAUAUGGGUGGUAUGUCACCCAUGGGUGGUCCUAACAUGGGUAUGAGUAAUCACAGUAUGGGGCCUGGUAUGGGAGGAUCAAGGUCUAUGGGGAGUCCUAUGAGCCCAAUGAACUCUAUGCCAAUGGGUUCUCCUAUGUCAACAGGACCUAUGGGAAGUCCAAUGAACAUGGGUUCAAUGGCGGGUAGUCAUAUGAGUAACAGCCCAAUGGGUCCACCAAUGCAUAGUCCCUUAGGAGCAGGAUCUAUGAAUGGUCCUAUGAACGGGCCCAUGGGUGGCGGAGGACCAAGUAUGAAUGUUCCCCGGAUGAAUGGGCCAAUGGGACCUAAUUGUUCUAAUGGUAGUAUGGGCCCAAGCAAUUCUAUUAUGUCUCCAAGUACUAUGCAAAAUAGUGGAAUGGGGCCUGGACAUUGUGGACCAAUGAGACAUGGUAGUCCAAUGGGCUCCGGAAUUGGCGGUGGGCCUAUGGGUGUUAAUGGUCCAAUGAACUCAAUGGGACCUGGGCCGCCAUAUUCUAAUAGCCAUAUGGGGCAUGGUGGUCCUAUGGGAAUGAGUGGAAGUGGUUCAAUGGGAAUGGGUCCUGGCCCAGGAAAUAUGGGUAAUUGUGGACCUUUGGCGGGCAUGAGUGGAAUGGCAAUGGGAGGACCAGGAAGUCAAGGACCCAUGGGGCAAGGAAUGGGUAUGUUUGGGCCUAAGCCAAUGCCAGUGAGUGCAGGGAAAGUGUAUCCACCGGAUCAACCCAUGGUCUUCAACCCACAGAAUCCAAAUGCACCACCUAUAUAUCCUUGUGGUGUUUGUCACAAAGAAGUACAUGAUAAUGAUCAGGCUAUAUUAUGUGAAUCUGGGUGCAAUUUUUGGUUUCACAGGGGAUGCACAGGUCUAACAGAGCCUGCUUUUCAGCUUUUGACAGCAGAAGUAUACGCGGAGUGGGUUUGUGACAAGUGCCUGCACUCUAAAAACAUACCUCUUGUAAAAUUUAAGCCAUAG
This is a messenger RNA of Pieris macdunnoughi, 1458 nucleotides long. The record is from the annotation of a GenBank genome assembly. NCBI's taxonomy places the organism in Eukaryota, Metazoa, Arthropoda, Insecta, Lepidoptera, Pieridae.